Molecule: messenger RNA, 1032 nt
Organism: Nakaseomyces glabratus
Lineage: Eukaryota; Fungi; Ascomycota; Saccharomycetes; Saccharomycetales; Saccharomycetaceae
Gene: SGT2
Product: Sgt2p
Biological process (GO): post-translational protein targeting to endoplasmic reticulum membrane
Cellular component (GO): TRC complex; membrane
Molecular function (GO): molecular adaptor activity; protein binding
Source: RefSeq, a predicted model, not a curated record
AUGUCUAAGGAGGUAGCUGCUGUGAUUAUCAAGUAUUUGGAAGGUGUUGUUGCCGAGAAGGCGGUGGGCGAGGACUACCUGGACUCUGUGAACGUUGCCAUCGACUGUAUUGCCGAGUCCUUUGAAGUGGAGCGCGGUGAUGUUGACUCUGUGCUGAAGCAGAGUGGUAUCAGCAAGGGGCUGGAGGAGUGUCUGGAGUGCAUGAAGGGUGGCGCUGUUAAGAGCGAGGACGUCAAGGUGAACAUUCCUGCCGAGGACGCCGAGACCAAGGCCAAGGCCGAGGCCCUGAAGCUUGAAGGUAACAAGGCCAUGGCUGGCAAGGACUUCGAGCUGGCCAUCGCCAAGUACUCCGAGGCCAUUGAGGUCUUGCCUACCAACGCUAUCUACUACGCUAACCGUGCCGCUGCGCACUCCUCUCUGAAGCAGUACGACGAGGCUGUCGUAGACGCUGAGAAAGCCAUCGAGAUCGACCCUGCUUACUCCAAGGGUUACUCUAGACUUGGUUUUGCCAAGUACGCCCAGAACAAGCCUGAGGAGGCUCUGGAGGCAUACAAGAAGGUCAUGGACCUUGAAGGCGACAAGGCCACAGACAUCAUGAAGAGAGACUACGAGACCGCCAAGAAGAAGGUCGAGCAGUCCCUGAACCUGGAGAAGACUCCAGAUGCACGCGGUGCCGACAGCGGUGCAGGCGCCGGCGCCGGCGCUGGUGGUGCUGGUGGUUUUGACUUCUCUUCCAUGUUGAGCGGCGGUCUGAGCGGCCUGAUGAACAACCCACAGAUCAUGCAAGCUGCCCAGCAGAUGAUGAGCAACCCACAGGCUCUGCAACAGAUGCAAUCCAUGAUGCAAGACCCAAGCAUCAGACAAAUGGCCGAGCAAUUCACUUCUGGUAAUGGCACUCCUAACAUGGACGACCUGAUGAGCAACCCAGCUCUAAGAAACAUGGCCAGCAGCAUGUUCGGAGGUGCAGGUGCUCCAGGUGCUGACGCUGAUGCCCCAGGUGCUGAACCAAAGGGUGAAAUCGACGAGAAAUAG